AUGCCAAAAGUGAUGAGAUCAAAACACGCUAAUCGGUUAUCUUCGACUUCAACUAAACCAUCAACUUCAAUCAUUAAUAGACAAUUCUCAACCCCAGAAACACAUUGUGAAACCUUAAAAGAUAUUAAAGAAUUUGAAAAUUUAUCUGCGAAUACGAUUUUAAAAGAAUUUAAUAAUCCUAAACCAACAAAAGAUAGAACCGUUUUACCACUAGAUGAAAAAAGACAAAAAAGAAUCCAAGAGAUCCGACAAGUACCAAAACCGUAUUCAAAAUCCCACCAAAAGCGAAUCAAAAAGAAAUCCAAAGAAAUUGGAAAAAUCGGAAACCUAGAAUCAGUAAAAACAGCCUUAAAUGAAUUAAAUACAUAUAUCGAACCUACUAUUUGCAGUAGUACCAAACCAUCAAACCAAAACAAAUCAUCAUCAACCAAACCUAAAUCUAAAAAAUCUCCUAAUCUAAACCAAAGAGCUAAUCUUUUGCAUGAAGAAUCAUCAAGACUUCCGAAGAUCUUGAGUCAUCCAGAGUUCAAAUUAGAUGGGUUUUCAGCUCUAAGAACUCAUAUUAAAAAUACAUUUAACUCAUAA
This is a messenger RNA of Melampsora larici-populina 98AG31, 585 nucleotides long. RefSeq lists its product as uncharacterized. Gene Ontology annotation, cellular component: preribosome, small subunit precursor; 90S preribosome; nucleolus. Gene Ontology annotation, biological process: maturation of SSU-rRNA from tricistronic rRNA transcript (SSU-rRNA, 5.8S rRNA, LSU-rRNA). Lineage: Eukaryota; Fungi; Basidiomycota; Pucciniomycetes; Pucciniales; Melampsoraceae. The record is from RefSeq and is a predicted model, not a curated record. The transcript has 5 exons. The coding region runs from base 1 to 585 and encodes 194 amino acids.